Messenger RNA from Candidozyma pseudohaemuli, 957 nucleotides. It is a transcript of the gene PHO85, whose product is annotated as cyclin-dependent serine/threonine-protein kinase. Gene Ontology annotation, biological process: protein phosphorylation. The transcript is spliced from 2 exons. Lineage: Eukaryota; Fungi; Ascomycota; Pichiomycetes; Serinales; Metschnikowiaceae. Gene Ontology annotation, molecular function: ATP binding; cyclin-dependent protein serine/threonine kinase activity. The coding region runs from base 1 to 957 and encodes 318 amino acids. Gene Ontology annotation, cellular component: cytoplasm; nucleus. The record is from RefSeq and is a predicted model, not a curated record.
AUGACAGGGUCCUCGUCUCAGUAUCAGCUCGAGAAGCUUGGUGAAGGUACCUACGCUACCGUGUACAAAGGUAGAAACAGGGCCACUGGGGCUCUAGUGGCUCUCAAGGAAAUUAGUUUGGAUUCUGAAGAAGGUACCCCCUCGACAGCUAUUCGUGAGAUCUCCUUGAUGAAAGAAUUGGAGUAUGAAAAUAUUGUGACUUUGUACGAUGUCAUCCACACCGAGAACAAGUUGACCCUUGUGUUCGAAUAUAUGGACAAAGACUUGAAAAAGUACAUGGAGACUCACGGCACGAACGGAGCUUUGGACUUGAAAAUUGUGAAGCUGUUCAUGUUUCAAUUGCUUAAGGGCAUUAUGUUCUGCCAUGACAACUCCGUCUUGCAUCGUGACUUGAAGCCACAGAAUCUUUUGAUCAACCAGAAGGGUGAAUUGAAGAUUGGUGACUUUGGCUUGGCCCGUGCGUUUGGUAUUCCUUUCAACACCUUCUCGAACGAGGUCGUCACUUUGUGGUAUAGAGCACCUGACGUGUUGUUGGGAUCAAGAGCCUACACCACUUCCAUCGAUAUCUGGUCAGCCGGCUGUAUCUUUGCCGAGAUGUGCACUGGUAAGCCACUCUUCCCAGGAACCGCUAAUGAUGACCAGCUCAACAAAAUCUUCCGCUUGAUGGGCACGCCGAACGAGAGAACAUGGCCAGGCGUCUCUCAAUACCCAAAUUUCAAAAACAAUUGGCAGAUAUUUGUGCCUCAAGACUUGCGCUUGAUUGUGCCUAACUUGGAUCCCAUGGGAUUAAACCUAUUGACAUCAUUGCUACAGAUGCGUCCGGAAGCACGUAUCACGGCCAGACAGGCCUUGCAGCACCCAUGGUUCCAUGAGAUUGCAAACCCCACACCAAAUCCCAUGAUGCAGCCCAUGGCGGACCCCUACCAGCACCAACAACAGCAACCACAGCAACAAUGA